Molecule: messenger RNA, 2829 nt
Organism: Anarrhichthys ocellatus (wolf-eel)
Lineage: Eukaryota; Metazoa; Chordata; Actinopteri; Perciformes; Anarhichadidae
Exons: 5
Coding region: 1111-2145 (344 amino acids)
Cellular component (GO): nucleus
Source: RefSeq, a predicted model, not a curated record
GACCAUUUAGAUUGACAAUGGCUAUUCAAUUUAAAAUAGAACCCAAGCCAAUAUAUUUUUCUUUGAUCAAAUAAGGAGUUCUAGCCAAGCUUUUGCAAAUAAAUGCAUCCAACCUUAAUGUUUAUGUAUGCAACCAAAUCCAUAGAUACUUCAUUAGUGUGUGUGUGUGUGUGUGUGUGUGUGAGAGAGUGUGAGUGAGUGAGUGAGAAGUUAGCCUACGACACCAGAGAAUGCGCGUGCUCCUUCAAAAUAAAAGCACAUUUUUACAACGGGGAAAGUAUAGAAAUAAUACGAAGCAACGUAAUCAGCGAAAUCACAAGAUGAAUCGUGGUUAUCGUUUUACGUUACAUGUGGAAGCAAUACUUAAAGGCCCUGUACUAUAGCUAUACUAAUGUUAUGUCCGUCAAUAAUUAUUUAGCCAGCUGCUUUAACUUAGUUAGCUAACGCAAGCCAACGAACGUUAACCGGACAUCUUUCGUGUAGCGUUAGCUUCGUGCUGGCUAGCUUGACAGUAGCUAUCUUGUCGAUAAGGAAGUUUAUCAUUACGUUUCUGGACCAAAUCCCAACUUCUUAGACUUGGGGGUAUGUUCACCAUCUCAUUAACUAUUUUUUGCCGUUAUGGUAUUCCUCGUGAAGUGAGGUUACGUGAACCAAGUGCUUCAUUAGCCAUUUCUGACUAAAGUACCGUUAGCUAACGUUGUCUUGCUGCAAAGGGAGCUAACGUCUAACCUAGUGUGUGCUGUUGUGUAACAUUACACCAAAGCUAGUGGACUCAAUGCACGUUACAUCAUAUGAGGAAAUUAAAUAGCUUUUACUCGUAAAAAUACAAGUGCAAAGUGGUUAUCGAGGUAUAGUUAAUUUGACUAUAACUACGAGUGGGCUCUACAUAUAGCUAACUAGCGAAACAGGAUGUCGUGUGUGUAAAGCGACUAUAGCUUCGUCCAUUGUCCACUCACUCUCUCACGGCUAGCACUGACAUUAUCAUCACGCGAAACCUGCUCCAUGUCCCUGCUUAUGAGAACGCACAACACCGGCUGACAGACAGCUGGAGAAGCUGAAGCUCAGCAGAGACUACAAAGUAGCUGGAAACCAAUUGACUCUGUGGGGAGGAUGUCUUCACCAGUAUACUACAACCAAGACAGUAUUACUCGCUUCAAGAAAAGAAAAGCUCGCUUCUCUUUCAGUGAAGUCCACAUACUGUUGGAUGAAGUGAGGAAGCAUCGGAUGGUUGUUGUGGGCAAAUUCAAUCGUGGUGUGCAAACAGACGUGAAGAAGCGCACGUGGGCAGAGAUCACUGCACGUGUCAAUGAGAUCGGGGAGUGCCAACGGGAGGUCAUCGAGGUCAUCAAGAAAUGGUCUGAUCUGAAGUGUGACACCAAGCGGAAAGUGGCUGCCAUGCGGUCAGGGACGGUGCCCAACAGGGGCCUCAACUCUCGUCUCUCUCGAGACCUUAAUCAGACUGAGAAAAUAGUGCUGCAGAUUCUGGAGAUGAACCAGGAAGACCAGAGCUCGGCUGACUUUGGCCCGCUGGGAGAUGAUGACGAUGUGCCAGAUGAGGAAGAAGAAAUGGAUGAGGAGGAUAUGAUUGGAAUGCAGAGUUCUCCUAAUGGUGCGUUGGACGUGGCUAUGCCCCCAGCAACUUCCUACAGCACAAGGGACACUUCACAAUCUGCCUUUGAUGUGCAGUACGAGGUACCUGCAACAGAAGAUGCUGAAGCUGCAUUCGGAGACUCGGACGAUGACCAAAGGGAUGACGCGCCUCCUUCCACCCGGACUGCAAAACCAACAGAAGAUCACCAAGGGAACAACGGCAUCCAGAAACAAGGACAGCCACAGACGUCCUCUGCACCGUCGACAGCCGCGCUUCCAACGCCGGGUCAGCCCUCGCAGAGCACUAGGGACAGCGUUCUACACAGUGCAUCGUUGAGCCUUCAAGAACAGCACGCCACCAACAUCCUGUUGGAGACGGUUUCACGCUCCCUAGAGCUUCUGUCUGAGUCGGUGCAGCAGCUGGCGGAGACCCAGCAGGAGUUUGUGCGUGAGUCGCUGCAGCUCCAGCGGGAGACGGUGCAGGUUCUCAGAGACUUCACGGGCGGAGCCAUCGCACUCAUGCACGACAAACUGAACGGGCGGCCGGCGUUAUAGCGCCAGACGGAGAUGCCCAGUUGUACCACUGACUGCAUACAUGGCCUUCAGGUGCAGGAACCUUUAACUUCCGUCAGACUCCACCGCUGGUUACUGUACUUUUUGAUAGGAACCAACAGAUUUUCUGUUGUUCUAUUUUAAAACUGUAUUCGUAGAAACGUUGCAUCGAUGGAUUUACUGCCUGUGAGGUUACAGGAAAAUGGGUUGAGAAAGUUAUGUUAGCCAUGAGGAAAGGACAUGUGGAGGUUUUGCUGUUUUUUGCUACUGAAAGUGAGUCUCCUACCACUUACGCUGUAGUUUUUUGGGUUUUUUUUAAAUUAAGCAUACACCACAUUUAUAGCCUUUCCAUUCGUUUAACGUUGACAUGCAAAGACUGGACCUUUGAUUUUGAAAAAGUCCGGUCAAAUCCGUUGGUAUGUCCUGGUAUGAGUUGUAGUUGCAUCAGUGUCUGGAGAUUAUCACAUGUACUGUAAUGGUGAGUGGAUUUCUGCACCUGGCCAUUAUAUGGUCUAUUUGUCUGAAAGCUAAACAAGGUAAUAUGAUAUUUUUUAAAAUACCUGUAACUGAAUAAGUUUUUUUUUUUUUUUUUUUUUUUUUUUACAUUGCAAACAUGAACACUUGAAUAUGAACGUUUGAAUAAUUUCUUUUGAAUAUGAAAUAAACCCCUCAUGUAUUUAAACAGAA